AUGAAAAUUCAUCUUGUUCUUAUCUUGCCUGUGUUAAUACGUGGAGUGUGUUGCAUAAUUAAAAAUGUUUCAAGUAGUGUAUCUAAUCAUAUGACAGCCCACUCACCAUUCCUUUUUGUGCAUAAUAAAUACAAAAGGAAUAGAAAUUUUAAAUUGAAAAAUAAUAAAGACGAGAAUAAUUUUAUAAAUAUAUAUACUGUCAAGAAUCCAUUAAAAUGUAAAGUUGUAGAUAAAAUUAAUUUAGUAAGACCAAAUUCACCUAAUGAAGUUUAUCAUUUAGAAAUAAAUCAUAAUGGUCUCUUUAAAUAUGUAGAAGGCCAUACAUGUGGCAUCAUACCUUAUUAUAAUGAACAUGAUAAUAAAACAAAUAAAGAAAUUAAUAAAGAUAAUAAUAUAAUAAAUACAAAUAAUAAUAAUACAAUUAAUAAUAAUACAAUUAAUAAUAAUAUAUCUGCAAUUAAUAUUAAAAAACAAUUAUGUGCUAGAUUAUAUUCUAUAUCUUCUAGUAAUAAUACUGAGAAUUUGUCAGUUGCUGUAAAAAUACAUAAAUAUAAACAAAAAGAAAAUGACUCAAAUAUUACAAAUUAUGGUUAUUGUUCAGGUUUUAUAAAAAAUUUAAAAAUUAAUGAUGAUAUAUAUUUAACAGGUGCACAUGGAUAUUUUAAUUUACCUAAUGAUGCUAUACAAAAAAAUACAAAUUUUAUUUUUAUUGCAACAGGAACAGGUAUCUCUCCAUAUAUUUCAUUUUUAAAAAAAUUAUUUGCAUAUGAUCAUAAUAAUAUAAAUAAUAGAAAUAGUAAUUAUACUGGUCAUAUAACUAUUUAUUAUGGAGUUUAUAAUGAAGACUCCAUUUUAUAUUUAAACGAACUUGAAUAUUUUCAAAAAAUGUAUCCUAACAAUAUAAAUAUACAUUAUGUUUUUUCCUAUAAACAAAACUCCGAUGCCACAAGUUUUUAUGUGCAAGAUGAAAUAUAUAAAAGGAAAACAGAAUUCUUAAAUCUUUUUAAUAAUUAUAAAUGUGAAUUAUAUAUAUGUGGUCAUAAAUCAAUCAGAUAUAAAGUUAUGGAUAUUUUGAAAAGUGAUGACCAAUUUGAUGCAAACAAAAAGAAAAGAGUUCACGUUGAGGUGUAUUAA
Molecule: messenger RNA, 1134 nt
Organism: Plasmodium gaboni
Lineage: Eukaryota; Apicomplexa; Aconoidasida; Haemosporida; Plasmodiidae
Product: ferredoxin--NADP reductase
Exons: 1
Coding region: 1-1134 (377 amino acids)
Molecular function (GO): oxidoreductase activity
Source: RefSeq, a predicted model, not a curated record